Molecule: messenger RNA, 1358 nt
Organism: Trichechus manatus latirostris (Florida manatee)
Lineage: Eukaryota; Metazoa; Chordata; Mammalia; Sirenia; Trichechidae
Gene: CHCHD4
Product: coiled-coil-helix-coiled-coil-helix domain containing 4
Exons: 3
Coding region: 116-541 (141 amino acids)
Biological process (GO): protein import into mitochondrial intermembrane space
Cellular component (GO): mitochondrial intermembrane space
Molecular function (GO): protein-disulfide reductase activity
Source: RefSeq, a predicted model, not a curated record
CUGGAGGGGGCGGGUCCGCGCGGACCUCUGAGCCGCCGGCCCUACCUGAGUAGAGGUCACGGCGUGGAGCGGUCGCCGCCGUCCCGCUGCGAAGUCUGAGUGCCGGGCUGCCGCUAUGGCCUACUGCCGGCAAGAAGGGAAGGAUCGAAUCAUAUUUGUGACCAAAGAAGACCAUGAAACUCCAAGCAGUGCAGAGCUGGUGGCCGAUGACCCCAACGAUCCGUACGAGGAGCACGGAUUGAUACUGCCAAAUGGAGACAUUAACUGGAAUUGUCCGUGCCUUGGAGGAAUGGCCAGUGGCCCCUGUGGGGAGCAGUUCAAGUCUGCCUUUUCCUGCUUCCACUAUAGCACGGAGGAUGUCAAGGGGUCAGACUGUAUAGACCAGUUCCGGGCCAUGCAGGAAUGCAUGCAGAAAUACCCGGACCUCUAUCCCCAGGAUGAUGACGAUGACGACGAGGAGGAGAAGAAGAAGCCAGAAGGUUCAGAGGAAACAGCUCCCACUGAGGCUACUGCAACCAAAAAAGAGGAGGGCUCGAGCUAAUGAAGGCCACAGACACUGGGCUCCAGUCCUUCCAUUGCAGAUUGAUAUGGACCUUUUACAAAUGCCUUUCGGUCACUCUCAGAGAAAGCGUCUUUCCUUCUUCUGUUCUGUGCACUGUAACGUACACAAUAACUUAUUUUGAGGAUCAAGGGUUUUGGCCCCUUGACAGAUAUGCUGAAAAAAGCAGGGGUUGUAUGUAUGUGUGUCUUAUGUAAACCUAUCAGCAAAUGUAGCUGCCACUUGUGAAUUCUCUUUUCUCAGACUGCCCUGAAUUUUGCCACUUUGAAAUAAUGUGCUGAAUGUUCUCAGCAACCAAAAAUCAUCCAGGAGUGUUUCUUGUGAGUGAGCUGAUUUAUUCUAAUCCAUUAUGUCCCUUGUAGUACAUUUCAUAUCCUUUUGGGAAAUGAAACAGAAACAAGAACAUCUUCCUUUAAAGAUGCUGGCAUGGGCCAUUCCUAAUAGUAGAGACCAGAUUAUCAGAUACGUAUUUCUCAGAAAUCAUCUAGAUCUUGAGCAUAUAAGAGGGUACCGUGAGGUUGUUAUAUACUUCAUUCCUGAUCCGUCUUGGCUUUCGUUUUUCUGUUGAGUUGCAGGUUUUCUGCAUUUGGAAGGAGGAAGUCUGGACUCUCCCGUUUACAGUCCCUUUGUAAGUGAAGGGAAAGGCUGGUUAUCGCUGUUCCUUUUUUUCCCAAAAGCCCUGGUUCAGGGCCUGUGUUAACACUGGUUCUGUCUCAGCCUGUGCAGAUGCCGUGUUCUUGAGAGGUGGGGACCUAGUUGUUACCAGAGUAACAGCCAAGAGGGAGACUGGUGUGAAUUA